Molecule: messenger RNA, 4814 nt
Organism: Nyctereutes procyonoides (raccoon dog)
Lineage: Eukaryota; Metazoa; Chordata; Mammalia; Carnivora; Canidae
Gene: RCBTB1
Product: RCC1 and BTB domain containing protein 1
Exons: 13
Coding region: 1025-2620 (531 amino acids)
Molecular function (GO): protein binding
Source: RefSeq, a predicted model, not a curated record
CACCGGGAACCUGACGUGGGACCCGAUCCCGGGUCUCCAGGAUCGCGCCCUGGGCCAAAGGCAGGCGCCAAACCGCUGCGCCACCCAGGGAGCCCACAAGAACCUCUCGGAGAACCUUGUCCGAGGUCUGAGGAUACCCUGUUCGUGUCCUCAGCUGCUCAGCUUGGGCGAGUCUAACGAAGGCAUCCUUUGUGCUUUAGCAGCCUGCAGCCAAGGAGGCACCUUGUGCUCAUACACUCUUGGGAGUCCCUGAGGACAAAGGUGCAUUUGGUCUCCGGUGCCUGCUACUUAGUGGUUUUUGGAAGGAGGAAGGAAUGAGUGACAUUCACAGGGUUUAACCAGCCAAAUUUAGAUGGAAGCAAAUGAGGGAACACAUUUUUUUGGGGGAUGGGGAGAAGUACUUUUUAUAUUUGAAGCAUUUUAAAGACAGAUGCUGGUAUACAGUAUUAGGCAAAAUAAAGUCAGAGGAAGUAAUAUUCGAGAAGUUUAACCUCUCAGGGGCCAGGGCUGAUGUUCUCUGAUGUAAGAAGACUCAGAGGGCUUGGGGUGGAGUCUGGACUGUGCUUUUCACUGCUCUGUGACCUUGGGAAGUCGCUUUACCUCUGAGCCUCAUUCCUCAUCUACGAAGAAUGGAUUAUGGCCCUUCUUCCUCACAGGAGUAUGGAGAAGAUGAAAUAAUGUGUGUGAGGCUGCCUCCGUGGGGCCACAGCAGUCGUGAUCACUGUCAGUGUCUUCCUUCCUGGUCUUUACCCACCUCGCGGGAUUGUCGGGGUAAUGACUUGCCUGGGCAGCAGUACUGCCCUCGUUCUCAGGCCAUCUCAAAUCCCCUGCAGCUCGUUCAUCCCAGCUUGACCACAACGUUACGGAGUUUUAUAGGACGGAUUCUUGAGAAACCCAGGCUCGUAAAGAGAAAGACCCAGGUUUGACGGUGGAGGAAGGAUUGGACAGGUUGCUGGGGAAAGUGAGUGAUCCAUUUAACCAAAGAGAUGUCGGCUUAUUUAUAAGAAUUACUUGAUCCAGAGUCAUGGUGGAUGUAGGAAAGUGGCCAAUCUUCACUCUGCUCUCACCUCAAGAAAUUGCAUCUAUUCGGAAAGCAUGUGUCUUUGGCACCUCAGCCAAUGAAGCCUUGUACGUUACUGACAAUGAUGAGGUCUUUGUAUUUGGACUGAACUAUAGUAACUGUCUAGGAACUGGAGAUAAUCAGAGUACACUUGUACCCAAAAAGCUAGAAGCCUUAUGUGGAAAGAAGAUUAAAAGCCUUAGUUAUGGGAGUGGACCACAUGUCCUUCUCAGCACCGAAGAUGGAGUCGUUUAUGCCUGGGGCCACAAUGGAUAUAGCCAGCUUGGGAAUGGGACCACCAACCAAGGCAUUGCUCCCAUCCAAGUCUGUACCAAUCUCUUGAUCAAGCAAGUGGUUGAAGUAGCUUGUGGCUCACAUCAUUCAAUGGCUCUGGCAGCUGAUGGAGAGGUAUUUGCUUGGGGCUAUAACAACUGUGGCCAGGUGGGAUCAGGAUCUACAACGAAUCAACCAACUCCUCGAAAAGUCACAAACUGUUUACAUAUUAAGAGGGUGGUUGGCAUUGCUUGUGGUCAGACCUCAUCCAUGGCUGUUCUGGACAAUGGUGAGGUCUAUGGCUGGGGUUACAAUGGCAAUGGUCAGCUAGGCUUGGGAAACAAUGGCAAUCAGCUGACCCCUGUGAGAGUGGCAGCUUUGCACAGCGUGUGUGUGAACCAGAUUGUCUGCGGCUAUGCACACACUCUAGCACUAACAGAUGAGGGCUUGCUCUAUGCCUGGGGAGCUAACACGUAUGGGCAGCUGGGAACUGGCAAUAAAAAUAACCUGCUAAGCCCGGCACACAUCAUGGUGGAGAAAGAAAGGGUGGUAGAGAUCGCGGCCUGCCACUCGGCGCACACGUCGGCGGCCAAGACCCAGGGCGGGCACGUGUACAUGUGGGGCCAGUGCCGGGGCCAGUCGGUGGUCCUGCCUCACCUCACCCACUUCUCCUGCACCGACGACGUGUUCGCCUGCUUCGCCACGCCUGCCGUCUCGUGGCGCCUCCUGUCUGUAGAACAUGAAGACUUUUUAACAGUUGCUGAAUCACUGAAGAAAGAAUUUGAUAGUCCAGAAACUGCUGAUCUGAAGUUUCGAAUUGAUGGGAAAUAUAUCCAUGUGCAUAAAGCUGUUUUGAAAAUCAGGUGUGAGCACUUUCGAUCCAUGUUCCAGUCUUACUGGAACGAGGAUAUGAAGGAGGUGAUAGAAAUAGACCAGUUUUCUUACCCAGUGUACCGUGCCUUUCUCCAGUACCUCUACACAGACACAGUGGACCUGCCGCCCGAGGAUGCUAUAGGUCUUUUGGACUUGGCCACGUCUUACUGUGAAAACCGACUGAGAAAGCUUUGUCAGCACAUUAUCAAGCGCGGAAUUACUGUGGAGAAUGCGUUUUCACUGUUCUCUGCUGCAGUCAGAUACGAUGCAGAGGACUUAGAAGAAUUCUGCUUUAAGUUUUGCAUCAAUCAUUUGACAGAAGUGACACAGACUGCGGCAUUUUGGCAAAUGGAUGGCCCCCUGCUGAAGGAAUUCAUUGCUAAAGCCAGUAAAUGUGGAGCCUUCAAGAACUGAAGCCCACGGCCCUGGGUGCUGUGAGUGCUCUGGGGCGCGGGCGCCGGGCGUGCUGUGCGCUGUGCGGGGCAUGUGAUUUUGCAGGUGGAGCCCCAUCCGGUGGGUUUUUAUUCCACAUCUGAGACACAGCGCCCCGCGUACGGAUAUGGGAAGGAUGUACAGCGUUUCCCGAACCCACUUUGAACGACUCUUAUUUCCAGACACGUGUAUCUCCAACGUGACCUUGAUUUGGCUGGAACAUUGUAAAGGGGGGAGCUUAGCUGCUGGUAUUUUGCGUGUUGUUUUUGAUGAGAGGACCCUCUGAACUUGGGAAGGGGGAUCUGAGGCGAUUCCCCGGGUUCACACACUGACAGCCCUUGGACACCGGGAAGGGGGAUCGUUUGUGGGUUGUGAGAUAGUCCCAGAGGCCCCACCCUGAGCCAGGGAUGCUGACCUUGGCACGCGCUGAAAUGCUGCGUUAGUUGCUAGUUCAAUGGCCAUACUGUGAAGGGUGAAGGUGUAGUGGAGGGAGUUUGGGGCUUCUGUGAAGGUGUAGUUAGGGUAGUGUGCAGUGUUUGCACCACUGGGGACCUUUUUUGACUUCAUGAUUGUAUCAAAGUAAUACUCAGUGUAACAGGAGCCCAACGUGUCGAGAUGAUGAACGUGUAGAGAUGAACUUCUCGGUCGGCCGAGAUCUCUCGGGAGCCUGGACUACCUGUGAAAAGUUGAUAAUGAAGGAGCUUUGGACAAAGGUCAAUAUUUUAUGGAUUAAAAUCUCCACUACUGUCCAACAGUGUUUUGUUUUAUUAGGACAGAGUCUGAGAACUGAAGUUUAAAUUACCCCCCCCCCCCCGUUUUCCCUUGAAAGGCUCAUCAUGGGAGGAGAGUCGUGACAUGCUCAGUAUAGCCUUGCCUUCCUAAAUUACGGCUGCUGGGUCGUCAGAUCUACUGCAUCCCACUCAGAGAAGCGGUUCUUAAAACCACCUUUCCGGCAGGCCUUGGAAUGCAUUUUAGCCCUCUUAUCUAGGCCAAGUAUCACAAAUUUGCCUAUCUGUAACCUCAGCAGCUUUCCUUUUAAAUCUCCUCACCUUUUAAUUGUGUCACGUAUAAUAUUUCGCACAGUUUAACUUUGAAAAAGGAUCAGAAUUAUGGUUUCCCUGAAAGAUCCUAUUUAAAAGGAUCUGUUCAGUUUGGUCUGUAUUUUUUGUUUUGUUUUUGUUUUUGUUUGGUCUGAUUAUGAAACGUGACUUUGGGAGGAAGAGUGUUCAGCUCUGGGUUCUAUCACGUGUGUCCGUUGAGCCCCCGGUAAGAACAGAGCUUUGUUCUGCUCUCUGGCCCACGGACUCAUUUCCAUUUGUGAGCUCUUUCCUGCUUGGAAGUUCCUUCCUCUGAACUUGGAGCCUAAGUACCUUUUCGGAGCCAAAUUAACCAGAGGGUGAAGAAGAUACGCUGCAGCUGCUAUUUUUAGCAGUGUUUCUAGGUGUGUCUAGGGGGUUGAGUGGGAGCAAGGGCCCCAAACAUGGUUCAUUGAUAAGAUGAUUAUAAACCUGGCGAUCCCAGUUCCCUCUUCUUGACCAUGUCACAAGUGAUCGAAGCCCAAUUAUUACGUUAGACUUACUUCUGCAACACGAUAGAACUUUUCUUACUAGGUUGAUAAAUGCACAUUAAUCUGAUUAUUAGCUAUGAUGGGUAGUGUUUGUAACACUGUUCCGUAGGCUUAUGAUCUGGACAACCAAGAACUUCAGUAUGUUUACUGUUACUCUUACUUGAAAAAGAAAACUUAAAAAAAAAGCACAAAGUAAAGCAGUAGAUCCAUUUCCACAGAUUGUUCAUUCAACAGAUAUUUACUGAGGUUCCUCAUAUACGUGAAGAGCCACUUUUCACAGUAGAUUACUGAGUAAUUUGUAUUAAUAUGUGCGUAGUGAAGAAAACGGGAGUAAGUCCUUUGAAAAGUACUUGAGUAUCCUUUUUUUUUUUAAAUACACUCUUAUUUUUCUACUUGGUUUUAUUGUUAAUCAUAGCAGGAAAGGAAAACUGUUCUUUGAAUUUUUUUUUCAUCUGAUGUAAUAAAGAAAGCCAAAGUAUUCAUAUUUCUUAAGCUAGCCCUAAAUGUACUCUUGAACUUUUACUGGAACAAUGUUUGAUACUCUGGUGUAUAGACUGUAUUUAUGUAACGUUUAGAAUGACAUAUUAAUAAAUAAUCUAGUAAGACGUG